AUGGUCGCCGGCGCUCGCACAAAGCCUGCACCCCUCUUUUGGGUUGUCGCGGUCCUCUUCCAAUUCAUGUCCCUGGCCGCGGUUGCGCAAAACACGACGCACUUGAACAUUACUGCCAUUGGCGCAGCCGGCGGAAGAUCAACCAUUGAGUGCUGGCAGAUCACCCGGCCCUUCGAUACUUCGACGGACCCCGGGACUGCAGGGACCAAGGCGCAGCAGCUAGGCGAUACCACCAACCUCACUCUCACCAUCCUGCCUCCCAAGUUCGACGGCGGUCUCCACAAUGCUCCAGCUGUUCAAUAUGUGGCAUUUACUUCAGGCCUUGCGGUAGUCACGUUACCCGACUCUGACGAGAAGGCUACUAUCCGCGGCGGAAAGUACGGAUUGAUCAUCGCGGCUGACAUUGCGGCCGUGAGCAAGAAAGGUCAUAUCACGCGCUACCCAAGCGGCAGCACGACUACUGCACUGCAAAUUAGGAUGAAGGACAACAUUCCACCCGCGCAUAGUAUUCUCCACAAAGGCGCCUGUCGACAAGACGAGCUCGUCGGGCUCUAG
Paraphaeosphaeria sporulosa is the source of this 555-nucleotide messenger RNA. RefSeq lists its product as uncharacterized. The record is from RefSeq and is a predicted model, not a curated record. Bases 1 to 555 code for a protein of 184 amino acids. NCBI's taxonomy places the organism in Eukaryota, Fungi, Ascomycota, Dothideomycetes, Pleosporales, Didymosphaeriaceae. The transcript is spliced from 2 exons.